Papaver somniferum (opium poppy) is the source of this 1347-nucleotide messenger RNA. Its product is annotated as macro domain-containing protein VPA0103-like. Bases 5 to 805 code for a protein of 266 amino acids. The transcript has 7 exons. The record is from RefSeq and is a predicted model, not a curated record. Lineage: Eukaryota; Viridiplantae; Streptophyta; Magnoliopsida; Ranunculales; Papaveraceae.
AGUCAUGUCACUGAAGACGAUGAGGGCAAGGGUCAUAUUGGCACGAACUCAUCGACCACAAACAAACCCUAGAAAUUGGUUUCAAUACACACAAAAUCAAAAUCGCCUCUUGACCAGAACUUCAAUUUCAUCGACACCGAUCACUCUUAACUCAGCUGAACUCUUCUCCAGCUCCUCCUCCACUUCACUUUUCACUACACUUUCAAUGGCGUCUAACGGUGGCGGAAGUGGAAGCACUGCCGAUGAUGGUUGUAAGGUUUUCAAAAUUUCUUCAUCAAGUAGUCUCAAAAUUCAAAGAGGUGAUAUCACAAAGUGGUCUGUCAAUGGUACUUCUGAUGCAAUUGUUAAUGCAGCAAAUGAAAGGAUGCUUGGAGGUGGGGGAGUUGAUGGAGCGAUACAUAGAGCUGCAGGACCGGAACUACGAGCAGCAUGUUAUACUGUUCCAGAGGUUCGUCCUGGAAUUCGCUGCCCAAAAGGAGAAGCCAGAAUUACUCCAGGAUUUAAGUUGCCCGUUUCACAUGUCAUUCACACUGUUGGUCCAAUUUAUGAUAUUGACAAUCACCCAGAAGUUACUCUAAGAAAUGCCUACAGAAACUGCAUAAAGCUUGCAAAAGAGAGCAACAUAGAUUAUAUUGCUUUUCCUGCCAUAUCUUGUGGUGUUUAUGGUUAUCCAUAUGAAGAAGCUGCUACAAUUGCCAUAUCCACUGUAAUGGAAUCAGAUGGCGACUUUAACGGGGUGCAUUUUGUUCUAUUUGAAGAUGACGUUUACAAUGCUUGGUUGGAGAAGGCAAAUGUAUUGCUUUAGUUGCUGGACACACCCAACAGUUUAUUAAGUUAGAUAGAGCUGUAGGAGUAAUGUUAUGUAAUGUGUGGUGAACCUUUGUACGACAUGAAAUUAGUUGAUUAAGGUAGACAGAUUUGUAGGAGUAAUGUCGAAAAUGCUACUUAUACACCAAAACUAUACCCCGCUUGCGUGUCAAAUUUUGGUUGGUCCAUUCCUUAAAAGGGACCCCUGUUUUUUCUGGUGGGGUUGGGUGGGGAAGCGAUGAACGGUGGAGAUUGCUGCCACAUUGGGGUGUAUCUAUCCGGUGCAUGAAUCCAGUAGAUAUGUAGCAGCUUCGGAGUAAUGUUAUGCAAUGUACAUAGGGGUGUAUCUAUCCGGUGUAUGAAUCCGGUAGAUUUGUAGGAGCUUCGGAGUAAUGUUAUGCAAUGUGCAGGUAACCUUUGUGCGGCAUGAAAUCAGUUGACUUUAACUAGUACAAAAUUUUCAUUAUCCGUUUCUUUCAUAUGUAACAAUUGGACCAGUUCCCAUCCUUUUUCAUAUAUAACAAUUGGACCAGUUCCCAU